AGCUCAACAGGAAAAUCCUAAAUUUGUUAAAAUUUGUGUUAAGUUACUGGUGAGAUGACCCAGCAGCCGCGGGUGGUGGUGGUGGUGGUGGUGGUGGUGAUGGUGGUGAGGGGUGUGGUGCCUCUACCACCCCCCUCCUCCCUUCUACUGGAUACGUCGUUGUGCCCGGCGAGUGACUCGUUGACCGCGUGCCAGCUGAAGAAGGCAGAGUGUGGAGGCGUGCAGCAGCUGGUGACCCCAGCAGGUGGUGCAGCAGAGGUCAUCGCCAGCUGUGCCGCAGCUGCCAACGUCAGCCUCACCCCGCGGUUCUUCAAGGCCCUCGGUCGUGUGGAGGGCAGCCAAGACUCCCUGGUUGACCUGUUGUCUCCGGAUCCUGAGGUCACUACUGUGGUCCGUCUGUGUGUCCUCAACGCUACCAGCCUGCUGGAUGCGGAGACGCUGACUGUCAACCGGAGCGCCGUGGCCGCCGCCGUGAGGGAGGUCGUGUCCUCCCAGGCCCUGGGGGACGCCGUGGCCGCCGCCGUGGGGACGUGUCCAGAGCCCGUGGACUUCCACACUGAGGGCUUCAUGUCGUGCCUGGAGGCCGCGUGUAUCGUUAAUGCCCACAAGGCUCCGUUGGUCUCCCAGGCCCUCAGCGUCCUCGCCCCUGGCGCCAAGUUGUCGCCUCUGAACACACCACUGCCGCUCCCACUCCUCAGGCCUUGACCGCCUUAAUGACACUUGACAACCACAACAAAGUAGUGUCAAGUGGUCAUAGUGUCACCAUGACCACUUGACACUACCAUUAUUAUGGCCUUGACUGCUGGUUUGACAGUUUUUCCAUGUGAGAGUUGAAGACGUGACCUUCGUGUGGUGGUCUUGCCCUCCUGGUGGUCCCAUCACAGCAGGAGUCAGUCAACUGUCUAUGCACCAAACAAACUCAUUAUAGUAUCAACAACACUUUUUACCAAGGUACUCUAGUGCCAUUUGUAAUAUGCAAAAACUAUGAUAUGCUUUACGUUAAUAAAACCAUUGGUAUAUCUCAA
Messenger RNA from Procambarus clarkii (red swamp crayfish), 1025 nucleotides. RefSeq lists its product as uncharacterized. NCBI's taxonomy places the organism in Eukaryota, Metazoa, Arthropoda, Malacostraca, Decapoda, Cambaridae. The record is from RefSeq and is a predicted model, not a curated record.